Daucus carota subsp. sativus is the source of this 2121-nucleotide messenger RNA. Its product is annotated as protein DETOXIFICATION 43. Gene Ontology annotation, biological process: transmembrane transport. Bases 196 to 1959 code for a protein of 587 amino acids. The record is from RefSeq and is a predicted model, not a curated record. Gene Ontology annotation, cellular component: membrane. Gene Ontology annotation, molecular function: xenobiotic transmembrane transporter activity; citrate transmembrane transporter activity; antiporter activity. The transcript is spliced from 13 exons. Lineage: Eukaryota; Viridiplantae; Streptophyta; Magnoliopsida; Apiales; Apiaceae.
GCGUGUGGGUGUCGUGUGCCUUGCACUGUGCAUCUGUGUAAAAAGAUGUUGCAACCUUUUUGUAACUUAAUUCAAAACUUUGACAACAAUUUCUUUAUUGGCCAAGUAUCUUUAACAAUAAUCAGUUAAAAAAGAAAAUGCAGAGGCGGCUUGGACAGAGCAGGGAGUAUAUAUAGAGGACCCAAUGUAGCAAGAAUGGUUAGGACUCGAAGAACCAACGGUGUUUGCACUCGAGCUAGAUCAGCAUUAAUUGUAAUGGCCCGGAAUGACGUGGAGCAAUCCGUAGCAGCUAAAGGGAAGAUUCCUCUUAUGGUUUUCUUCAAAGAUGCCAGCCUUUUGUUCAAGAUGGAUGCACUUGGAUCAGAGAUACUACGCAUUGCGUUCCCAGCAGCCUUGGCAUUAGCGGCUGAUCCUAUUGCUUCUCUGAUAGACACAGCUUUUAUUGGCCGAUUAGGCGCAGUGGAGCUGGCAGCUGUGGGAGUCUCUAUCGCGAUUUUCAAUCAAGCAUCCAAAGUAACCAUAUUUCCUCUUGUCAGUAUAACAACUUCUUUUGUUGCUGAGGAAGAUACUAUCGGAAGAUUAGAAAAGCAGAUGCAAUUGGAUGAAAUGGUAAAAGUUAAGGCAGAAGAUAUCCAUCUUGACAACUUAGAAAAAGGUGGUUCAGCUACAAAAAUGGAAACUCAAGAAGUUAAGGCAGAGAAUACAACUCUUUCUGUAGUAGAAACAUCAGCUAGUGAAACUAGUGCAACUCUUUCCGGAGUAGCAACAUCAGCUAGUGAAACUAGUGCCUCUAAGCCUCAGAAUGUGGAGUGUCGUGAUUUCAAUAAAAUUCAGACUAAAGCUAAGAAGCAUCAAAGUACUGAUUCAAAAACUACGGUAGCAAGAGUAAAAAGACACAUUCCCUCAGCAUCAACAGCUUUGGUUAUGGGAGCUGUACUAGGCAUCCUUCAAACUAUAUUUCUCAUUUCUCUGGCUAAACCAUUACUUGGAAUUAUGGGAGUCAAAUCUGAUUCUCCUAUGCUAGAGCCAGCAGAAAGGUACUUGAAACUAAGAUCACUGGGUGCUCCAGCAGUUCUCCUCUCUUUAGCCAUGCAAGGAGUUUUUCGAGGAUUUAAGGAUACUACAACUCCCCUAUAUGCCACAGUUGCCGGUGAUCUAGCAAAUGUCGUUUUGGACCCCAUUCUUAUAUUUGUUUUAAAUAUGGGAGUAAGUGGUGCAGCAAUUGCUCAUGUGCUAUCUCAGUACUUAAUCUUGGUAAUCCUCUUCUAUAAAUUGAUGAAACAAGUUUACCUCUUACCUCCAAGCCUCAAGAGUUUGCAGUUCAGUCGAUUUCUGAAAAAUGGAUUUUAUUUGUUGGGAAGGGUGAUUGCCGCGACAUCAUGUGUCACUUUGGCUGCGUCAUUGGCUGCAAGGUUGGGCACAAUUCCUAUGGCAGCUUUUCAGAUUUGCUUACAAGUUUGGAUGACAUCCUCCCUUCUUGCUGAUGGUUUGGCUGUUGCAGGACAGGCUAUCAUCGCUUGUGCUUUUGCUGAAAAGGAUUAUCAAAAAGCGACUGCUGCUGCAUCUAGAGUAUUACAGAUGGCAUUUGUACUCGGCUUGGGACUUUCUCUUGUCGUGGGACUCGGGUUGCAGUUUGGAUCUGUGGUCUUCACCAAGGACAACCAUGUUCUCCACCUUAUAACUAUAGGUGUCCCGUUUGUUGCAGCAACACAGCCAAUUAAUUCUUUAGCCUUUGUUUUCGACGGUGUUAACUAUGGAGUAUCUGACUUUGCUUAUUCUGCAUAUUCUAUGGUUCUAGUAGCUUUAGCAAGCAUUACUUCUCUGUUUCUUCUGUCUAAAAGCAAUGGUUUUGUUGGGAUAUGGCUUGCUUUAACCAUUUACAUGAGUCUCCGGGCCUUAGCUGGUGUCUGGAGAAUGGGGACUGGUACCGGACCCUGGCGCUUCCUCAGAGACUUGUAGAUACUAUAAGAUUGUAAAAUUUUCAUUUCAGCUCUUAGGAAAUGUUCUUUGUUUAUUACGUUAUCAAUUUAGUUUCGGAGGUCUGUAAUUUUGCUCAUGUUCCGUCGUCUGUAUGUUUAAUACUAAUACUGAAAUCAAUAAUACACUUUCCCAUAUCUGAUA